GAGCUGUGAAUUGUGGCCCCUCCGAUGUGGCCUUGGUCCUGUGCUGGGGCAGCCCCAGUGCUUGCCUCAAAGGCCGGGAGCGGGUAGGUGCUGAUGGGGCGCCUCAGCCGCUCGAGCGGGCAGAGCUGGGCAGCGGCCGGAUCUCCAAGGCCCAGGGGCCUGCUGGGCUGCCCCCGGAAGCUAAAGCAAUGUUUCAAGCAAGGGCGCGUGCGGCUGUUUUGCACCUGGCCACCUGGCGUGUCGAGGAAGGGAGCCUUGGCUGAAAGGAGUCACGCGCUUGGCCCGCUUCCCGAAGUCGGCCUUAGGGCACCCCCUGAGGGCUGGCAAUGGCCCUAGCUGGGUCUCCUGAGGGAGGAUUGGUGUGGGGGAGAGGCAGCUUCUCCCCUCACCCCGUCAUGGUGUCUCUUCCUUCGCAGCCCCCUCUCCACGCCGAGGCCUCCGUGAGGCAGCAGCCCCGUGGAGAUGGACGGGGCCCGGGCUUUCCCUGAAGGGAAGAUCGCCGGCCUCUAUGACCUGGAGCGCACGCUGGGCAAGGGGCAUUUUGCGGUGGUGAGACUGGCACGGCAUGUCUUCACGGGGGAGCGGGUGGCCGUCAAAGUCAUCGACAAGAGCAAGCUGGACAGUGGAGCCGCGGCCCAGCUCCUGCAGGAGGUGCGCUGCAUGAAGCUGGUGCAGCACCCCAACGUGGUGCGUCUCUACGAGGUCAUCGACACGCACGCCAAGCUGUACCUCAUCCUGGAGCUGGGGGACGGUGGGGACAUGUUUGAUCACAUCAUGCAGCACGAGGGCGGCCUUGCUGAGGAGCAGGCCAAGCACUACUUCGCCCAGAUUGUCCACGCUAUCUCCUACUGCCACCGCCUCCACGUGGUCCACCGUGACCUCAAGCUGGAGAACGUGGUCUUCUUCCAAGAGCAGGGGGUCGUGAAGCUCACGGACUUCGGGUUCAGUAACUGCUUCCAGCCAGGCACGAUGCUCACGACCAGCUGCGGCUCCCUGGCCUAUUCUGCCCCGGAGAUCCUUUUGGGCGACGAAUAUGAUGCUCCAGCUGUUGAUGUCUGGAGCUUAGGCGUCAUCCUCUACAUGCUGGUGUGCGGGCGGCCCCCGUUCCAGGAGGCCAACGACAGCGAGACCCUGACCAUGAUCCUGGACUGCCGCUACAUCAUCCCACCUCGGGUGUCCGCCCAGUGUGCAGACCUGAUCGCCCGGAUGCUGCAGCGGGACCCCCGGCAUCGGGCCUCCCUGGAGCAGAUCGAGGGGCACCCAUGGUUGCUGGGGGUGGACCCCUCCCCGGCGAGCCGCAGCCUCCUGCCCCUGACGUCCCACCGGCGCGUCUCAGAGGAGGAGCACGGCCUCAUCAUCCAUGCCAUGGUGUGCGGCAACAUCGCCGACCGGGAGACCAUCCAGGAAGCCCUGGAGGCAAACCGCUACAAUCACAUCACCGCCACCUACUUCCUGCUGGCUGAGCGGAUCCUCCGGGAGAAGCAGGGCUCUAGUGCCAGUCUGGACCGCGGCUUGGAGCGGCAUACGCAAAACAGAAGCCCACUUGGUUCUGUACGUGAUGCCAGACAUCCUCCGGCCCUGGUGAGCAGAAGCUCUCAGCCACCACCCGCCCCCAAGGGCACGCUGGAGGCCUUCGCGGAGUGUCCAGGGCAGCCCGUCCUCUCGUUCUCUGCUCUGGAUGGGGACGAGGGGCCCUGUGCUUUCCACGGGCAACCCAUCCAAGCACUGAUCUGCCCCUCCCUCAUCGAGACCCCCAUUGCCAAGAGCACCCCGGCCUUGCAGCAGAUUUCGGAGGAGGACGAGGAGGAGGAGGAGGACGAGGAAGAGGGGAAGCCCAGCCUCUUCUGCAGGAGGACCUCCUCCCUGAACCAAGAGCAGAUGAGCGACUUCCAGACUGCCAGGGCUUCCUUGCUGUUCUGCCGAAGCCUUGCGGCCCACACCAAAAUGGGGAAGAGCCUGGCCGUGGGGGGGUUUCCCAAGAUGCGCCCCCCAGAGCUUGAACCAGGGCUCGGCCUUGACCAGGGCGCUCCACAGACACUUCUGCGGGAUGAGCAAGGCCGUUGCCCAGCAGGGCACCUGCCUGAGGCUGCUGGCCUGUGCAGAGAGCGGGCCGUCCCCGGACGCACCACAGAAGGUGUGCGCGGAGGCUCCAAGGAGGGGGGGCGGGGCGGAGGGGCAGUAGCUGUUGGCAAGAGCGAGCAGCGCGUCGUCCAGGGGAAGGGCAGCCCUGGCACGGCCCUCGUGGUGGGGCGCCCCGCUAAGGAGGAGCUCCUUGGGAAGGUGGCUGGGCUCACUGGGCUGCCUCCGGGUAGCGAGGCCCCCGAGCAGGGCAGCUGCCCCCAGAGAGCAACUGGGGCCUGUGUGGCAUCGCACCCCAAGGACCAGUCCCGGAAGCUGGAGGUGGGGCCAGCCCAGUUGCUGCAGCAGCCUCAGGAAGGCCAUGUUCUUGGCAGUGGCAGCGAGGGCCUUGCCGACAACAUCAUCAGGCUGGACCCUGGCAAAGGCAAGGGUGCCAACCUGAAGGACCGGAUCCUGCAGUUCCCGCUCUGUGAGAAGGCCCUGGCCUUCCGGAUGAGGCCUGCCUCCAAGGGCAGCCUUCUCUCCCUGGGCCAGUUCAACUGCUGCCACGUCAUCUAGCCAUCUUGCAUCGGGUCUGCAAAGGGGAGCCAGUGGGAGGACCGCCCCGAGGGGAGUGUGAGGCGCCGGCCGGAGGUGCCAGCAGGCUCCGUUCCCAUGAUCCCCUGCUUGCAGAGAGGCUGCCCCACCCGGUCUGAGUGGCAGGCUUCCACUUGCACACGGAGGCGUUCUGGCUCAUGUUCUCUUCAUCUGCUCGACUGAGGGAGCCCAGGAACUGUCUGCCCAGAUCAGCGGGUGCUCUCCAAAUACUGCAGCCUUCCCCACUUUUACUGCUCGCAUGCAGGGCCUCCGUCGCUUCGAGGACCGGGCACUCGGGACCUUUGCAGCCAGGCCUGGUGGAGCAGUUGGGGUGCCAUGGCUUCUGAAGGGGAGAGGGGACACCUUUGCUGCCCAGGGUCCAGUCAGACAGUGUCCUGGGGGUUUCCUCUGCUCCAAGGCCCUGGAGUCUCCCUUCUUGGUGCAGCUCAGCAGAGCCUCCAGAUCCUGAUAGCAAACUCUCGACUCCUGCUUGUCCCCAUCCUCUCCUUGCAGGCCGGACAGGACCUGCCUGCCCACUAGAGAGCUGAGGCAGGGUGGGGGGUGCAGGCUGGCACCUUUUCAGCUCUCCAGCUGGAAGCCAGUUUCUUCCAUCACCUCUUUCUCGCCUUCUGCAGCCUGGCACCCCUCUGGAAUUGGGGUGGGAAGGAGAAUUCGUGGCAACAGGCCAGAGAGGGCCCAGCUCCCCUGAGUGUUAAGGUUGCCCCCCCAACACACCAGUGCGAGGUGUGGGUGGGCGACGUGUCGGGCCACCGCUGCUGCCAUGUCUCCUCCAGCCAAAGCACGAGUCUGGGCCAGUGCUGGGCGCAACCCCUUGGGGCAGACGAGGCCACCUUACUCCUGGGCGCGGUUGCCUGGCCCUGGUGCUGGUAAGCAGGGAGCCCUUCAUAACCCCUAAGCUGGGGUGGGCUGGCUAGUGCCCCUCUCAGUUGUCACCAUUGUGAAGAGCACACGUGGUUUCCUUCCAAAGCAUCGCGGCCUCCUGAUGAAGAGGUUUUUAUAGAAAAUAUUUUAUAAGAAUAGUCUAUUUUAAUGUAAUCAGAGAUGUCUCUGUCUCCUUCCCUGUGGGGGUCCAGAGGCUUCCCUGGACAGCAAAUGCACUUUUUAGGAGUGAACUAGCCAUGUGAUGUCCACCCACCCUUAGCCAGCAGUGUUCCCCUCCUGCAGCUGCCCAGCAGCCCCUGUGCCUGUAAGGUGUGUGAGGACAUCUCCUUUUUGGUGCAGGCAAGGGGGGGAGCCAAGGGAGGAUCCCUGGUGGCAUGUGAUGAAGACUUCUGCCCAAGUGGGCUUUCCCGCCCCUGCUUGAUGCCACAACGCUGGAGUGUAAAUCCAUGUUUAUCAUCACCCAGAUUGUCUCCCCCUCUCUAAAACUCUUCCAGGAAAAUAAGCUUUCUGUGUAUUUAACUUUUCUUGCUGGCAAGAAACGAACUGGGAAUUGGAUUGCUGAGCUCACUGGGUUCUGUACAAAGUGCACUGACUAGAUUGAAGGCGAAGCAAGUUUAGUCCAAUAAAAUGGUGGUUCUGGAUUUCGAA
This is a messenger RNA of Varanus komodoensis (Komodo dragon), 4206 nucleotides long. Its product is annotated as SNF-related serine/threonine-protein kinase-like. The record is from RefSeq and is a predicted model, not a curated record. Gene Ontology annotation, molecular function: protein serine/threonine kinase activity; tau-protein kinase activity; ATP binding. NCBI's taxonomy places the organism in Eukaryota, Metazoa, Chordata, Lepidosauria, Squamata, Varanidae. Gene Ontology annotation, biological process: intracellular signal transduction; microtubule cytoskeleton organization; protein phosphorylation. The coding region runs from base 463 to 2637 and encodes 724 amino acids. The transcript is spliced from 5 exons. Gene Ontology annotation, cellular component: cytoplasm.